GGUGAGAGGCCAUCGCCCUUGGCAACUUCUCUCCCUAAUAUGGUACCUUAUUUUACUGGGCGUCGAAGAGAAUGUGAUGAGAUCAUGGGUUACAUGACUUCCAAUACCACCCAGCUCGUGUCAAUCUGGGGUUCACCUGGAUUUGGAAAAACAUCCGUUGCAAUUGCGGUGGGACACGAUCUCCAACACAAUGGAAUACCCGUCUGUUGGUUGUCCCUACGUGGUCUGAGGUCAAAAGCAGCUCUAACUUCAAAGAUUCUUGGCUGUAUCAGGCGAUCUGUCAUAAAUGAACAGCCCUCGUUUUUGCGUCUUUCUCUUGAUGAUCAGCUUUGUCAGCUAUUAAGCGAAAUUUCGGAACGAUCUUUUUUCAUUUUCGAUAAUGCUGACGAUUUGUUGGAAAGUGGUGACCCAAAAGUAAAGGAAGAUGUUUUACAACUCAUUGAAGAAAUUCUCAGGCGCAAUGAAAAGCUGACAAUCGUAGUAACAACGAGGGAGUCUCUGGAGUUUAUGAACGUACAUUUUCAACGCCACAAGAGUGUAAGGAUAAGAACAUUAGAAGAAGCCUCUGCUCAGACCUUAGUUCAUAAAUUCCUUUCAAACGCCAGUUCUUCAGACUAUCGGCGAAUAACGAAAAUCUGUGGCUUUGUACCCUUAGCAAUUAGAUUAUUGUGCUCCUCGAUUUCUGAAUAUGAAGGUCAACCGAGCCAGUUUCUUGAUGAAUUAAUGCAGGACUCCGCUUCAGUGAGUAUCAUCGAGAUGCUAGACAUCCCAGAUUAUCCUUCCAAUCUCCGGUUGCAAUGUCUUUUUUCCUCAUCUUUCCAAAGACUAAAUGCACAGGAAAGAGAAGCACUAGUGUCGCUGAGCAUUCUUCCUGAUAAUUUCGGUACUGAGGUUGCUGCUGCCGUCUUGGAUAAAAACAUUAUUCACUCCUUGAAGAUACUGCGAAGCUUUCGGAGAAAGUCACUUCUUGAUUUGGGUUUGCAGGAAGAGUUCUUCACCAUGCACAAGCUGAUUCAAACAUUUGCAAGAGAAAAGGGACUAAAUGAAAUGAAGGACACGGUCCUUAAAUCAAAGCACCGUUUCCAUUCGUUUUACGUGUCACUGUUUCAGAAGCUGAAUGGGCAAUAUCUCACUGGUCGUUCAAUGGAGGCCUUUCUGGCAUUCUAUAAAGAUGAGCAAAGCAUUGUUCAAAGCCUUCUGGAGUCUCUUUCUGAUCCCAUUACAGCACGCGCAGUUUUUGAGGUGUUAGCUAAGGGAGAAUUAUUUCUUGAUAACCUUUAUUUCUUAGAGGGAUCAACCUUUCACAAAAUUUACGAUUCAGCGAUUGAGGCUGCGAAGAGGCUGGAGGCAAACGAGUGUUACGGUCAACUACUGGCUUCAAAGGCGUUCGGAGAAGCAUAUUGGGGACCGGAGAGAAGUACGACGCAGUUGCUUUGUAGAGCGAAGGAAACUGCGGAAUCCCCGGCCCUGCCAUUAGUUUCCAAGUCAGAACUACAAGGAAAACGCCUGUGUUAUUUAGGCAUCAACUACCUUGUUAACGGUAAAACUGAAGAAGGAGUUCAGUAUUUACGAGAGGGUCUUCAGUUGACGCAUAGGCGCCCAGAUUUGGCAGUCCUUAGGCUUGUUGCUCUCCAAAUUCUUAGUCAUUUUUCCCAAAUUCAAAACCAUAUGGUCGACUUGAAUCAGUCAUUGUACAGUGCAAAAAAGGAGUGCAAGGCACUAGGAGACAUGGAUCUACUUUUGAUAUCCUCAGGGAAAAGCAAAGAAAGAAAAACUGAAGUAGAAGAAAACCAAACAGACUCUAGCGUUCUUUCUAACUAUCCUCUAAGAUGGCAAGUACUUGACCUUGUAAGCAGGGCAACGAAGAACUUCGUAGAUAGUGAUACUAAGCAACGUCUUCGAAAUAUUUCGCUUAAAAUGCUGAAAGAGAUCGAAAUAGAGCAGCACGUUUCAAGCGGUCUCUUUCGUUUUAAUCGAAAUGUUAUAACCUUAUUUGAGACAAGUGGAGACACUAAAAUGCUCCUUGAAUCAAGAAUCAGUUACCAUCAAACAGCUCUCAGUCAAUGCAACGAAAAUUCCUCCGCUUACCACGUGCACAGUGAAGCUCUUGCAGCGUGUUAUAUGGAUCUUGGAAACUUUCUCUCCCGGGAAAAUCAAUAUUCUGAAGCCUCUAAAGCCCAACAGCAAGCACUAGGCUUGUCAAUCCCUCUUGAGGGAGAAGAACACGCAAGCACCGCUGAUAGUUUUCAUGGGCUUGGCGCCACUCACCAUUCACUUGGAGACUUCAAAGCAGCACUAGAUUCUAAGAAGCACGCACUUGAGAUCCGUCGUAAACUGUUCGGAGAAGAACACGCAAGCACCGCUGAUAGUUAUCAUGGGCUUGGCGCCACUCACCGCUCACUUGGAGACUUCAAAGCAGCACUAGAUUCUCUAAAGCACGCACUUGAGAUCCGUCGUAAACUGUUCGGAGAAGAACACGCAAGCACCGCUGAUAGUUAUCAUGGGCUUGGCGCCACUCAGCAUUCACUUGGAGACUUCAAAGCAGCACUAGAUUCUCUAAAGCACGCACUUGAGAUCCGUCGUAAACUGUUCGGAGAAGAACACGCAAGCACCGCUCAUAGUUAUCAUGGGCUUGGCGCCACUCAGCAUUCACUUAGAGACUUCAAAGCAGCACUAGAUUCUGAACAGCACGCACUUGAGAUCCGUCUUAAACUCUUCGGAGAAGAACACGCAAGCACCGCUGAUAGUUAUCAUUUGCUUGCAGUCACUCACCAUUCACUUGGAGACUUCAAAGCAGCAUUAGAUUCUGACCAGCACGCACUUGAGAUCCGUCUUAAACUGUUCGGAGAAGAACACGCAAGCACCGCUGAUAGUUAUCAUGGGAUUGGUGUCACUCACCAUUCACUUGGAGACUUCAAAGCAGCACUAGAUUCUGAGAAGCACGCACUUGAGAUCCGUCGUAAACUGUUCGGAGAAGAACACGCAAGCACCGCUGAUAGUUAUCGUUUUCUUGGCGUCACUCACCAUUCACUUGGAGACUUCAAAGCAGCACUAGAUUCUAAGAAGUACGCACUUCAGAUCCGUCUUAAACUGUUCGGAGAAGAACACGCAAGCACCGCUGAUAGUUAUGAUGGACUUAGCGUCACUCACCAUUCACUUGGAGACUUCAAAGCAGCACUAGAUUCUCUACAGCACGCACUUGAGAUCCGUCUUAAACUGUUUGGAGAAGAACACGCAAGCACCGCUGAUAGUUAUCAUUUGCUUGGCGUCACUCACCAUUCACUUGGCGACUUCAAAGCAGCGCUAGAUUCUGAGCAGCACGCACUUGAGAUCCGUCUUAAACUGUUUGGAGAAGAACACGCCAGCACCGCUGAUAGUUAUCAUGGGAUUGGUGUCACUCACCAUUCACUUGAAGAGUUCAAAGCAGCGCUAGAUUAUGAGCAGCACGCACUUGAGAUCCGUCUUAAACUGUUCGGAGAAGAACACGAAAGCACCGCUGAUAGUUAUCAUGGACUUGGCGUCACUCACCAUUCACUUGGCGACUUCAAAGCAGCGCUAGAUUCUAAGAAGCACGCACUUGACAUCCGUCUUAAACUGUUCGGAGAAGAACACGCAAGCACCGCUGAUAUUUAUCAUGGGCUUGGCGUCAGUUACCAUUCACUUGGAGACUUCAAAGCAGCACUAGAUUCUAAGAAGCACGCACUUGAGAUCCGUCGUAAACUGUUCGGAGAAGAACACGCAAGCACCGCUAAUAGUUAUGGGUCCCUUUUCUUUACUAAACUUUUUCUUGGUGAUUUGGAAGGAGCAUUAGAGUCAGCAAAGCUUACACCUCACGUCCGGAUUGAAGCGGGAGAAAAGCAGGCAGGUCCUGAUUAAACCGAGACAUAUGGGUUGGUUAUUUUACAUUACACGGCUCCUCUAACUUGGCGACCUCCCAAGAUUUACUGAAACUGAGAAUUGCUAACGGUCAACACCGUUGAUACCGGCUGUCACUGUGUUCGGUCUUCGGCCAGUUUCAACCCCACAUUCUUUAGUAUAUGAGUUUAUAUAUAAUGAUAAUUAGAUUGGUCUAUUUCAACGCUAAAAAGAGACAACUCACAAACUGGUCUCAGGAGCGGAUCCAGGAUUUUUAAUGGGGGAUGGCUGAUACCAAUCAGCCACCAAACCAUACGUUAAUUUCUUUUAAGUUGUCCUACGUCUGUUCCAAAACAUGGCGAUUUAAGAAGGACGAAUUGGAGACUGUAACACUGCAAACUCCUGAAACGCCACAAAAACUGAGAAGAAAUAGAAGCUAAUAGAAAUACCUUACUAACCUAGUCGGCCAGAAGUGAAGACGCUGUCAUUUGUCUAGGGUGUAGCACCACAAAUUUCUGACAAACCACACUUCUAUCGAUGGUAACUGCUUUGGCAUGCAUGGCGAUGACGGCCAAAUCUGAGAGUCGUUCGGUGGUCAUUGUGUUGCGAAGCCAAGUAUGGAUUCUCCGAAUACAGGAAAAUGAUUUCUCGGCCUCCGUGCUUUCCAUAGACAAAACGGAGAGAAUUUUUAGAAGUUCCCUGUCGUUUGGGAAGGAGAUGUGGUCUGCGUGUUGUCUAUCUGUGAGGAGACCGAGAUGGAUUCAUAAUCCGACACGCUUCCUGACGCUUCCAGCCCACACAGUUCCUGAUUUUCGAAAGAUGACGGCAAGGCAUCAGAUGGCCCCACUUCUCUUGUAUUACUUAAGCAAGUUCCGACUGCGGAUCUAGGAUAAAUACUAACGGAAUUCCUAAACGAGCGCCGACGGCCCAAGCUUAGAAGGGGGUCUGGGGGCAUGCUUCCCCAGUACAUGUUUUGGAUUUUAACUCCCUAAAGUUCCCUAUCUUGGGUUUUUUUCUUUCUUGAGUCAUUCAGAUAGGAUAUUUGCAAAAGUUCCACUUGGAUUUUUUGAUAUUUAAAAUAUAUUUACUUAUUUAUGAAAAAUCUGACCGAUUUUCGUGAAAAGUUGGAAACCGGUGUAGAUCCGCGUCUGAGUUCUACUGUGGCUUCUUGAGACGUCUUCAUUACUUGAGGAAUAAGAGCACAGAGCUAAGUCAUAAUGUACCCUCUGUUCCAAAGCAGAUUACGUCAAGGAACUGUGCAGCUGACUAUGCUGCAGUACGUAGUUUUCUCGAUUGCUUUGGGACCCACGUAUUUCUGUAUGUCUUUCCACGUAUUACAUGUUUUUUGGUGGGCUGUCCUAAAAAGGGGUGGCUAGCUACCCAAUCCAACCCCACUGGAUCCGCCCCCUGCUGUACCUAUAAAUUGUAGGCCAAAAAUAGUUGGGUAGAACAGUUUUGUCCUAUAGAACGAUUUUUAAUGCCCUCAAACCCUAAUAAGUGUGGUAAGGGUUUUCAGUCUCCUUCUAUUCAACGACUGGGAAAGCUUCUAAUGGAGCUAGGAAACUGUCCUAUUCCAGCUCGCAACUGGAAAUGCCCACGUUAACCUCUCAAAGGUAUUUUAGCUCUCCUAUUUCCAAUCAACAUAAUAGUAUUUCUGAUUUUAUUCCUUUUAGACGAGGUCUUAGAAAAGCCUAUUUGGACAUCAACAGUCUAACUAAUCACAUUGAUGAAUUGAGAAUUCUCCUUUUUGAUUAUUCUAUCCAUAUUAUCUCAAUUAAUGAAACUAAACUUGAUGACACUAUCAAAAGCAGUGAGGUCCAUAUACCAGGCUAUGAAUUUAUUCGUCGUGAUAGAAACAGACAUACAAGGCGGAGGAGUAGGCUGUUAUAUAAAAAAAACCUCGAUUAAUUUUGUAGUUUGUUCUAAUCUAAAUGUACCUAAUCUUGAAAAUUUAUGUAUUAAAAUUCGUAAACAUAACUCAAAGCCAUUUCUGAUAGCUACAUGGUAUCGACCUCUUUGCUCUUCGAUUAACUUAUUGUAUAUUACGAAUCAUUUCUUGAAAAGUUAGAUUCCCUUGGUCCUGAAUAUCAUCUUUUAAUUGAUUUAAAUUGUAACCUGGCCUCUUUACAAUAUGAUUCAAAUAUUCGUCACUUAUGUGAAAUUUCUGAUUUAUUUGGGCUUUAACAACCUAUAACUGAACCUACUCUACUAUGCUGACAGGGUAAUCUGUUCCGGAGUCUCUCAUAUUGUCAUCAGCGAUCACAGCCUUAUUUAUGUUUAUUGAAAAUUAUCUCCUGUUUUUCGCUCAAAAGGGCAUUCAACCAUUUCUUACAGAAAUUUUAAAAAUUUUAAUCGAGAGAGUUUUCGUACCGAUAUCGCUCAGCAGAACUGAACUUGUAACAGCUCUGAUAAUCCUAAUGUUUUGUGGGCUGACUGGAAAACAAAAUUUUUGGAUGUUGUUAACUUUCAUGCUCCACUCCGAACUAGACGCGCUUGAAUAAAAAAAAACACCCUGGAUCAAUUCAGAAUUAAAGAAAGGCAUGCGCGAUCGUGAUGCUACCAAAAGAAAAGCUAUGGCAUCGAAUGAUCUAGGCGACUGGGCAAAGUACAAAAAGUUGCGAAAUACAAUAAACAAUAACAUCAAGACUUCUAAAGCAUCUUAUUAUUCUAAUGCUUUUAGUCAAUCUAAAGGUAAUUUUCGAAAAACAUGGCAAACCAUUAACGAACUUACUUCCUGUCGCACCAACAAUACAACAGUGAAAGAAUUUAAGUCGAAUGGUUCCAUUAUUUCUAAUUCUAGUGAGCUUUCUAAGGCUUUUAAUGACCAUUUUUCAACAAUUGGGCCCCGCCAUGCCAAUGAAAUUCCACCAAAUGAUAAUAAUAAUGAUUUAAGUUACAAGCAGUAGUAUUGUUUUCUCACAUCUAAACAAAUUAUGUAGAUCCAAAGAUCUACAUAAUAAUACGUGAAUGUGCCGAUCUGAUUUCAGUUUCUCUAUGUGAUCUCGAAAUCUUUGCACUCUGCUGGUAUAUUUCCUGACGAUUGGAAAUGUGCUAGGGUUACUCCGUUGUUUAAGCAAGGUGAGGCAUCUGAUCUAAAUAUUUAUCGACCUAUUUCAGUCAUUUCCGUUGUAGCUAAAGUUUUCAAAAGGAUUAUUUGUGACCAAUUGUAUAAUUUUUUGAGCAAUGAAGAUAUCAUUUCUACGCAUCAAUCGGGCUUUCGCUCUUCACACUCAACUCUAACUGCUCUCCUUGAAGCUACUGAUAACUGGCCCUUUAAUAUCGAUCGUGGUAAUGUUAAUGCUGUGGUUUUUCUUGAUUUAAAAAAGGCAUUUGACACUGUUGAUCAUGAUAUCCUUUUAUCUAAAAUGAACCUUUACGGAAUACAAGGAAUUGCUCUAGGUCGUAUUUGACAAAUCGUACACAACGAUGUCUCGUUAAGGGUUCCCUUUGUAGAGUCUGUUCUCUUGAAUGCGGGGCACCUCAGGGAAAAAUUCUUGGUCCCCUUUUAUUUCUUAUUUACAUCAACGAUUUGCCAACAGCCUAACUUCAUGCCAGCCAAGGAUGUAUGCUGAUGACACACACAUCACUUGUGCAGAUUCAAUACAGUUAAUUUGAAUCACGAUUUAGGUAAUCUAAACAAAUGGCUUAUUUCCAACAAACUUACUUUGAACACUGCUCAAACUGAAUUUAUGCUAAUUGGAUCAGGACAAAAAUUGAGUACUUUGUCAAGCCAGCCCGAGCUCUCGAUUGAUAACGUUCCGAUAGAAAAAGUUACCUCUGUAAAAUCGCUUGGAAUGUUUAUUGAUGAAAAUCUACGGUGGCAAGCGCACAUCGAUAACUUAUCGAAGAAGAUCGCUUCCGGGAUAGGAGCAAUUAAAACAAUUAGAAAUUUUGUUCCGUCGCCUACUCUCCAUUGUAUAUACAACGCUCUGAUUCAAUCUCAAUUCGAUUAUUGUAAUAUUGUCUGGGGUAAUUGUGGAAAAACUUUGUUUGACGGACUACAGAAGCCUCAGAACCGUGCUGCUCGUGUUCUAACCUUUUCUAGAUAUGAUGCUGAUGCCAACCGCUUAUUUAGACAACUUAAUUGGAAAGACUUGAGCACUCAGUUUCAAUACAAAAAGCUCUAAUGGUUUACAAGUCUUUUGUUCGAGGAUAUUUAUCCUCUAAGGGCCUGUUUACAUGGAGGUGGGGGACCCCAGGUAGGUGAGGUAACCUGCUUAGGUGGGGUAAAAAAUAACCCUCCUUUACAUGCAAUCUUACAACUCCGCCAUCCCGGGGUGCACUUUCUCAAGAUUAUUGAAUGGUCGCUAAGCACGUAAACAAGAAAAAUGCUGGCAAACCACGAGUUUUGGCGAUUAAUGCACUUCUACACUCCCUUGUUGCUCUUGCUGCAACCUUCAGUGCAAUGGCUUUCUAUUGUUAACUUAAAUGAUGAUGCAAAGCCACAUGCAAAAUGAAUUUUGCGCGAAUUUGAUGUAUUACGAAUCCGACCCCGGUUAGGCGGGUUACCUCACCUUGAAACGUUUACAUGGCAAAAUUUGACCCCGGCUCUGAGUUUUAACCCGGUCUGGUAGGCCGGGCUACCCGCCUUGGCGGGUCACCCCACCUAUCAGCAUGUAAACGUGAUCAAAUUAAAAUGAGAGAUUAUAUGGACAGGCUGGCUACCCCACCUAAGCGAGUUACCUCACCUACCUGGGGUCCUCCACCUCCACGUAAACAGGCCCAAAAUUUGUUAAACGGCGAUAUGAAACGCGCUACUCCCUAAGGGACUCUGUUAACAAACUAAUUGUCCCGUUCCCGCGAACUAACUUCAUGAAGAACAGCUUCAGUUAUAGCGGAGCAGUUCUCUGUAACAGCCUGCUCUGUGAUAUGAGCGAGGCUAAAUCUUUAAGUCAAUUUAAACGAUUGGCUCAUCUCAUCUGAAUUUCUGAUUUUUAAAGUACUGUACAGGGUAUUCAUGAGGUCUUAGUUAGGUUACCUGUAGAAAGAUCAUGAAAAAUUCGACUGGGGGUCCAAUUAAUUAUUACCUAGGAAAUGUACUUUAAGCACGAAACUCACCGAAACUUUCAGUUUAAAUUCCCUUAAAGAAGAAUUGUGACCAAUGUAUUUUUAUUUAAGAUUCAAGCUGCAGAUAUCGAUCUCUGUUGCUUUAAUCAAGAAACCCGUGCAAAGAAGCGCUUAUUCACUUUUUUCGGGAUUGUCCCGUGUCAAGAGCUUUUUGGAAUAAUGUCAAAGUUUUCUUGGUUUCAGUUGAUUUGGUUUGAUUUUGUUUUGAUCCAGGUAAAGAAGGAGAUGUUUUAUUUAGUCAUUGUCUACUCUUGGCUAGGUUUUAUAUUUUUGGUUGCAAAUACAAAAGUUCAAAACCAUCUGUUGUAGAAUUAUAUAUUUAUCAAGUUAAAGACAACUUUAUAAUUGAAAAACAAAUUUCAAUCAUUAAAGAAACGGAGAAAAUCAGGAGAAAAAUUAUUCAGAAAAGGCGUUUAUUUGAGUGAACUCUCCUUUUUCCCCUGCUUUUUAAUAAAAUCCAAUAUGAACAGAUUCCAAAAGACAAAAGAAAAAAUUUAUUCUAGUACGCAAUAUCCGGUCUAGCAACCUUUAUACUAUCAAUAUGUUAAUUAGUUUGUUUCUUUUGUGUAUUUCUUCUGUAUUUUAAGUAUCUAUGUUUAUGUAAUGUGUGUAAAAAGUGAAGCCAAAGCUAAGGCCGUGUACUAUAUGUAAAAACAAACUAAAAAGAGGCAAGUGGCAUGUUGUUAUCCGCUUAAGCAAUUUCACACCUUCCUGGAUUUCACUCUAGACCCGCCUUCUGCAAGGAUUCCCGCCAUCUUGGAACGCUUUGGUCUUCGCCGCUUGGUGCAUUACAAAUUCCGCAGGUCUUUCUUAGAAGAAUAUGCUACAAAAGUGCUUAAGCGAUCCACUUCUCCCAUCCAGGGAUAAAAUUGGCAGCAAAUGUCAACAAAUCCCGCUGUAUGCCCGCGCAUGCCCCAGAGGUCGACACCCAGUGAUGGUCGCUGAUACGUGCAUUAUUGUAGGUUCGUUGUUUGAAACAACAUUCAAAAUUCCUGCUAGCUGAACCUCCCAGGAUUCAGAAAAUGACUUAUUACUGGAGCUGAUCCAAGAACGAUCCAGCAUUGAUAGCCGCUCACGGGAGCUACAACCUCGGACAAAACUGUUGAGACAGUUUCACCAGUUUCCAAACAUUUGUGCAUUACUACUGUUCCCUUUAAACAGAACGGAACGAAAAGGCCUCCUCCCCACCCCCUAUUCAAUGUUGUUUUUGGUCCAAAAAAGACCGACGUGUAUAAUUCUCGUUUUACUCUUAAUAGCAUUGAAUAAGAAAUGGGGGGAAACGGGUCAUUCAUUUGCCGACGAUUUCCAUGUGCCAGGAAGACUGAAAAAGAAGGUAGUUUUGUGAUGUGUCUAAAUUACGUUUUAUCUUCGAGGUUGUGGCACCGCUCUCAUUGAAAUUAAUGUCUCGCAAGAACAGACCAAAUUAAAAAAAUAAUAUCGCAUAUUAGAAGCCAUAAAACAAAACAUAGUAACUAUGUUGGUAAGCCGCUAAGGUUCACCAUGGUCUCAUGCAUAUUGCGUAAUCCUCAAAUGGCCGUGAACAAAAAGGAUUUGUGUGGGAAUUCAGGUCAUAGAUUCAAUAAUUAUUACUGGAAUUUUCAAUUAAAAAACACUUCAGCUUAUUUAAUUGGUGUAUUCUUGCUUGCUGUGUGGUUAGAUCCCCAUCCGCUGCGAUUUAAGUGAUUUUCUUUACCCCCGACUUUCCACGAAUAACAUAAGAAACUCUUAGUGGAAACUCGAGAUUAAUGGAAAUCGCUUUAAAAUCGCAGCGGAUCGGGAAAAUAACCACACAGCAAGUAAGAACAAACCAAGUAAAUAAGGUAAAGUGCUUUUUAUUGAAAAUCCCAGCAACUAUUUUCCUUUUGGAGUCUAUGACCUGAAUUCCCAAACAAAUCCUUUAUGUUCACGGCCAUUUGGGGAUUACGCAAUAUCAUACCACUUUUUAAUGAUUUUAAAAACUCUUAUACUGAGAUUGGGCUGCCUGUGGUGCUCCGAGCCUUUAACAACCGAUUUUGAGAAAAAAAAAGACAGGGAUAAAGCAGAUAGAAAACAUUUGGAGUAGAGCCAGGCAACAAUAUGUUUGUGUUUUAAACAAGCUUGGACGGUCACAAUGGCUGGAUACUGGGGCAAGAUGGAGCGAAUCGUUUGCUCCUAUCAGCCUCUGCCAGGCUCUCAGAUAGCAUGGUGGGGACGUAUUAUUAAAAACGAGCAAAGCGAAAAUAAGACGCGCGCGACUUGGGAAAGGGCGCAGUGGCGGCGGGAAAAAAGGCUGAUUUAGCAACAGGGCGGGAACGUCAGUUGACUACGGGAAAGCGCGCAGAAAGGAAACUUCCGGUGCUCAAUUUACCGCUCUGCCAUUGGUCAAGCCAGUCGUUUCUCUGGACGAAAACGUGGAUUUGCUUCAAAUUUGCUAAGCGCAAAUAUGAUGCAAAUUUGUGCAAACUGGGUACCACCUUUGCUCAGAUCUAUUCCCCAGUUUGCAAAAAUUUGAAUCAUGGUUGCGCUGAGCAAUUUUGAAGCAAAUCCAUUUUUUCGUCCAGUGUUUGUUUUGCGCGCGCCGUCGAAAACUGACGUUCCCGUUCUGUUGCUAAAUCAGCCCACUGUCUCUCCCCAGCCCGCGCGCGUUUUCCGCAUUUCUUUUUACUGAACGACUUUUCACCACCAUCUUGGAGCCUGGAACAGGCUAGCUCCUAUUGGCUACCCAAGCGGUCAUGAUACUUUCCUGUGAUACUUUUUAUUACGCUGUAAGGUUAAAAAUUUCUAGAUGACCGUUCCAUGCGUUGGUUCAUAUAAAAAAUCUUUAAGAAUUCAACCAGUAGUAGGUCCAUGGCUUGGUAUUGGCCAAGUUUCUUUGUUUUUUUGUAUUUAUAAAUUGGCCAAGUUUCUUUGUUUUUUUGUAUUUAUAAACCGAGACGAGUUCAAGGUCAAUAAGAACUAAAAAAAAACUUGAAAGAACGACAAAUUGUUAUCGUAAUGUAACUAAAAUUGCAAGGAAUAAACGUGAUAACGAAAAAAGGCGAUCAGAGAAGACACUUGCCUGAUCCUUUUGUUGAAAAAUCUGCUAGUCCUUCCUAAAAUCGUGUCCACCUCGCUAGCCAUACAAUAAACCAGACCUCAUAACAACAUUAGGAGCUAUCCUCUUCAACUAAGAAAUUAGUGCCGAAAUAGAGGCAUGUAGGAGUCGUUACCAUCUUUUGAAGGUCAAUCUGUUAACUUUUAUUCAAAAAAUUUAAAUAUUUAUGUAUAUGAUCAAAUAAUACAGGCAUGUCUCAUAGACUCAGGGAUACAGAAUAGAUUAUUAAGGGUCUGUUUGCAUGGAGGUGGGGGACCCCAGAUAGGUGAAGUAACAUGUGGUAGGUCACCCCACGUAUCAUGUAAACGUGAUCAAAUUAAAAUGGGAGAUUAUAUGGUCAGGUGGAUUACCCCACCUUAAGCGGGUUACCUCACCUACGGGGUGUCCCCCACCUUCAUGUAAACAGGCCCUAAAUCACUGAGAAAAUAUAUGAAAGAAAAAAAAAUCAUGCAUGACAGGAGCUCCUGUGCAUGAUAAUGCAUAACCGGCACGACUGACUCGCCCGAAUGACCACGUGGCGAAAUGACGGUCCCGUCUCCAUGUCCUAUGCAGUUGAUUGACACUUGCAAUAAAUAAACUGCGUUUGUGUUGUUCGUUCUUUUUAUCACUGUUGGAAACCUGCAAUCAGGUUGUUCCCUUUUUCUUUGGGGGACAAGGGGAGAAAAGAGGGGCUCCUUUUUUCUUCUUUGCCCGAACAGCUAUAAUUUAUGGUUAGCGAAAUGGUGCAGACGGUAUCCCUUUCACAUACCUUCUAUUGAAGAAUGAUACCCCUUUCACCACAUACCUCGUUUAGAACUUGAAAUUACAAAGGCUUCAUUAUUACCACUUUCCCAAAAAUUUUAGAUGCAGUUUACUGUAUUACGAAAGUGAGAAGUUUACUGAUUCCUCUCUCCAUCACAUUUUUGAAUCCGAAAUCUUAGGUUUCCUUUUUUCUACGAAAAAUAAGAGUGAAAUGUGAAAAAUUAGAGUUUAGAAAAUCGUAGGGAAUUUAUUACAUGAACUUCGAAAAUUGUACAUGAAGGAAACGGUCAUCUAGAAAUAAAUACCCGUCCUCAAGUAAUAGAUAGGUCUAGGCCACAUCUGCUUCUCCGAUGAGAUAUUUUACAGAAAAGAUCAGAGUCUUUGGGUGCCCCUGUACUGUGGAAACCGAGACCGGUGUUCACCUACCGAACAACGCAUCCAACAAUCCAGCAGAUAACUCGCCGACCAGCAUCCCAUAAGGAAGUACGACUACACUCAGAAUGCCAAUGACUUCAAGCGUUGACUCACGAGCUCCCACUCCGGCAGAAACCGAUAAGAGGCCGAACGAAAUCUUGCUCGGGUCGCGAAAUCCGAGCACCGGAAAGACUUAAUCUUUGACUACUAUUUUUUUUGACAGCAAUCCCCGUUUUCAGUGACUUUACUCGUUUCCUUUGCUUUCAGAAGUUGAAUAGUCCUAUGAAAACGACUUUAUUUUUCUAAGGUUUGAAGGACUGAUUUUUUUUCUUUAUAAGGCAUGUUUAUUAGUGUUUAAAAGCAUGUUAUAUAAGCCCGUGCAGUAUUGUGCAGCACUGCAUUUUUUCUUCUAAACCUAAUCAGCAUGUAUUGUAUAAUAGCAUUGUUUGUAUGCCCAUGGGCUAAGUGUUUAUUAGCAUAUACUCUAGAUACAUACUCGAGUAGGACAUAAUAUGUAUUCAUUCGGAGUGUACACUUCAAGUACACAAGUCGCGUCGAAAACUCACCAUUAAAUGCAUUAAAGCAUUACAGUGAUCAUCUAAAUAUCCGUGUCCGGAGCUAAACUCUUUGCUGUACGUAUCACACUCUACCGAGCUUUUACAUAUGUGUUUGUCUUGUCAACACUUUGACUUCAACAGCGAUUGGUUCUCCGAUAAUCUGCACUUGAGCUCCAGCUGAUAUUUGCUAACAAUGGCAAAGGAAUUUAACCACUCGAUUCUACAGACGUUUGUGGGGCAGGAACGCGUGACGAAACCCAAAAACGUCUGCGUGGGAGGCUACGUUGUAGGUGAUAACGAAGGGAACGCGCUCUGGUUUGUCCACUGUGGCAGUGUGUGCUUUUUAUCUAUCCCCCGACAACAAGGACAAUUUAGCGGGAUCAUCUCAUUGAAAUUGUGAUCUUAAUUUCCAUCUAAUAUCUUACAGGUAGGUAAUAAUUGUAAGUAAAAUACAUAUGAAUAUUCGCUGACCAAGAACCGUAACAAUCAGCUGAAAGUAGUUGCAUUAAUCUGCUCUCGGUCUGCUAAAUGGGCAGCGAAGGCUUAAUGCCAUCGAAGACUGACAUUGAAUGCUAGGCAUCAUCAUAGAAAGCAACUCAGUCAGCCGCUAUUGAAAUGAUGAACAGCUCAUGAAUCGAAGAAGAAGCAAAAUAAUCCUUUGAAUACAGACAAAGGCAUUUAUUUUAAGUCCUCUUCAGAGGGGUUUCACACUGCGAAGUCAUAGUCGACGUGUAAAGCAGCCAGGUUAGCGACUUUCAGCUUUACUUUGUAAUAAGUUUGAGAAAAGAGACAUAUCUAUUUCUCGAUAACUAGGAUAGAUGAGUGAAUCUAAAAUAAAUAACUGGUAUGUCCUUUUCAAAAGUUACCCUGAUCAAGUAAACCAUCUUUCUAUAAACCGAGUUGAAGGGCAAGCCCGGAGAGAAGUAGCCUGCGGUGACCUCAGACGCUUUUUUCGGUUCUUGUUUCACCCGCUAUUUUUUCGGCGGGUGAAAAAACUAGCAAAUCAGUAAUGGUUGGAACAUGCGACAGGCUUCGUAAAAAAAUUGUUGAUGUCUCAUGCGAAACAGUUAUAUUUUUGGCACUUGAUAUAAGCAAAAACUAACCAAGUUUUAGCCAGGUUGUGGCUCCAUGACCUUCAUAUUUGUGUUGACUAUAUAAAUAUACUCGACGCAAUUUAACAUAUGUUUUGGACCUAUUAAAAAAAUUCAGUGUUUUUGCUUUUGGAAAAAGGGAAAGAGGCUAGGAGAAUAAAUACGGCAUGAAACGUCAACGAUUUCCAAGGAGAAAAUGAUGAGCCUUGAACAUUGAAUUAAUGGAAAACCUGUUGUUUGAACGGACGCUUUAAUUCUCUGAGAGGGUGCCUAUAGUUAGGAUUUCGAGUUAGGAAUGGUGUAACUAAUUGGAAGUUGUUACUUGGUAUGGGCGAUUUUAGAUUAUUCGUUACCGGUUACCGAUUCCCUACAGGAAACCCAUUAUGCAUUUGUGCACCCUGAAACCAAGAAAUAGCUAAGAAAUAGCAACCAUAGACAUGUGAAGCAACACUUCUUUCAUCAGUUUUGGUAAGUGAGCGUGUUUACAUCCAACUUCUAAUUAAGACGUCACCUAAAGAGGACUUUCGAGGACUCUACGUAUUUUCACUGCUGUUUUGCUGUUUAGUGCAAAAAUUGAAGACUGCGUCGUCUUUGCCUGUUUUAGUCUUUAUAUCGAUAAAACAUGAGUCCAUGACGAUAGAGCUUGCUCUAAUACGGACGACGACACUUUGGUAUCAUCCUGCUGGUGUCCGUAUUAUUCCAAUGUACUCUUGAAUAACAUACCGCUAUAUAUACUUAGAUCAAUGGUCCACCAAGAAUAUGAACAGUCGACUGUUUUUAUUUGUUCAGGACCUCGUAGCUGUGGAAUUUUCAAGUUCCUGUAGGCUGGCGUAGAAGCAAAAGCAGUAAUCGAGCAUAAUUCAUUCUUUCCUCGACAAAAACGAAAAUCUAGAGACCGUGGGAUCAGCUCAUUGAUAUCGUGCUUUGAAUUUUCAUCAAAUGUCUUUAAGGUAGGUCAUACCAGUUUUAAGAUUUUAGUCACAAGCUUCCCAAACUCACCAUGUGAGAACGUUUGUUAAAAAUAUUUACACAUGUCAUACGUAGUAAUAUUGCAUGACGUAAGGAUUUAUAGGGUUCAUAUAGGAAACGUGAAAAACAGGGGCCCGCAAAUACCGAAUGUUUCCAAAUAUAUCAGAAGUGUUUCGAAUAGUUUUCUGUAUGCAUGCUUUAGAAGCCUGUUUGGUUAACUUGAUGCCUUAAAAACUAUUAAUUUUCUCCGAUGUCUUAGGGGAAGUUAAGUCGACUUUAAAGUUUUACAUCGGGCAGAUCAUCCGGACAUUUAAGGUUCGUUCACAGACCUUAACGCACGAAAAUUUUAAUCACAUAAAUAAAAUAGAGGCAAGAUAUAAAGUGUUGAGAAUAAACGUGAAGUUGAGCGAGGUUCUACUUUUACGCUUACGUGCGACCUUUCACACAUUGCCUCUAUUUUAUUUGCGAACGUAAAUUUUACGCACGUACGCACGUAAAAAUUACCCAACAGUGGAAAUCAAGCCUUACGCAUGAUAAUGAGCUUCAGUGGCGGGCCACUCAAGCAUGAACGCUCCUCAAAAGCGCCACAGCAAGAGAGGGCGUCGAUAAAAUCCGGAACACGGAACAUUCCGGAACAUUCCGGAGCAUACCGGAACAUGAAAAAAUAAAAAUAAUUUUCAUGAAAAAAAAAAAUGAAUAAAAAAAUGAUAAUAAUGAAAUAAUUUUUGUAAAAACGAAAAAACAAACAAACAAAGAAAAAGAAACUGGUAUCAUCUCCCCCUCCGACGACUUCCUCGGCCUGUUUCAGACUCCAGACAUGACACUCAACGUGCUCCGCGAUUAACUUAUUUUGCCGGGUAAAACAGGUAAAACAAAAUACUGGUAAAGCAAAACAAACAAACAAACAAAGACAGGCUCCUUUUCUUUCUAUUCACCUUUGACCUGGACACCGUAACAAGGAAAAAAUGAUACUGUAAUAUUCAGUGAAUUUAGCUAAGAAUUAGUAUAGUGUUUACAAUAACUUGACAAGUCGCAUAAGCAAACCUUCAAGUGUCUUCGAUAAAUUGGGCUUGGGCUCGAAAUAUAGGGAUCGAGGGGACAGCGUUUCAGCACAUACCUUAUAGGAAAUUAACGUUCCAUGAAAUAAACGCGAAUCGUUAAAAUUCGCGUUAAUUUAAGUCACAUUAAUUUUGUUGAGCGUUAAUUUCCGCGACGUUAAUUAAGUGCAGCGUUAAUUUCCGCGCUCUUAAUUUCCAGUAUUUUAACCCCCAAUUUUGGAACCUGUCCAGACAUUCUUUAGACCUAAAAAACAUUAACUACAAGCUUUCUUUCUUUCCAUUUACCUUUUAUUUUUCAUCUUUCACAAAAGCUAAGGCAAAGGUUUACAAUAUUUCGAAUUCAUCUUCAUCUUUGUCGCUGUCAGAAGUGAUGUCAGCUCAGUUUUGUUCAGUUUUGAAUUUUGUUUACAUCCAGUGUUGAAAUAAAUUUGUUCCAGUUGUCACCACCAACUGUGUCUUAAUCGCGUUAAUUUCCUUUAUUAUGAAAUUCUACCUCCUCUUUCGCGUUAAUUUUCUUUAUUCGAGAGUCGUUUUCCAUUAAAUUCGCGUUAAUUUAAGUCGCGUUAAUUUCCAAUACCUUAAUUUCAUGGAGCGUUCAUUUCCUAUAAUAUGGUAGCCUGGCCUUUGGUCGAGCGGCAUUCAGACCAUCGGCUUGAACCGCCCCCCCCCCCCUCGCAUCACCUCACGACCCAUUUUGAUAUAUUUUGAAUUUAGAGGCAAGCCUUCACUUACUGUCAUUUGCAUGGACCCUCACUCGCCCAACAAAUUAAUUGUGACAAAAUGUUGUUCUCAUACUCGGUGAUGAUACCAGUUUCUUUUUCUUUCUCUCUUUCUUUUUCGUUUUUAUGUUAUGUUAUGAUAUGUUAUGUUAUUUACUUUGUUACUAUAAAGUAGUUAACAAAAAUUAUUUUAUUAUUAUUUUAUUUCAUUUUUUUCAUGGAAAUUACUUUAAUUUUUUUAUGUUCCGGGAUGUUUCAGAAUGUUCCAUAUGCCGGCUCAGUUAUCGACGCCCUAGAGGAAAGGGAGGAUUUGGGCGAAGGUACCUCACGAAAAUCGCCAUUUUAAAAUACCUAUAGUCUACUUUUCUUAUAUCAAAGAGCGGCUUUUUGUAGUUAAAGGAGGGCUAAUAUUCAGUUCUGCGAAAAAACCAGGAAAAUCCAACAAAAAUAAAUUGAUGUAGACUUUUUGCUUCCCAAACUUUGAUUUUUCGGUGUUUCAGUAUGGGGUAAGAACAAUGGUUACCGUCCUUUGUGUUGGGUCCCGUCGAAAGAUCGAGGACACAGAGUAGCCGUACUUCUCUGGGAUAUUUCGUCUUUAUACAGAAAUUUUCAGGAGACGUUUUAAAAUAGAAUGAUCGAGAUAUCUUGGUAAUACAAUGUGAAAAACUCAACCGAAAAUCGUUGGCAUUGUACCUUAGACGAGACUAGAAUUCGUGUGGACGUAGCCUCGCACGCAGACGUUCUUAGAGCGGGUUCGUCACGCGUUCCUGGGUUGCGUGACGAGCCAAAAGAGCGUCUGCGUGGGAGGCUAGUGUGAACGGGGUCUUAUUUUCCUUUGUUUUUGAGUGCGUUUACGUGUAAUGAUGAGUUUCAAACUAAGAAAAGUAAAAUUUGAACUAAAGGUAAAACCGAACCUGCACAACAUCUACUCAAAGACAUCUGACAUCUCUGACAUCUACCUAUAUAAAGUGCUGGCUAAUCAGGUAAGGGUGAUACUAUUUUAAUAGGCCAUUUUCGAGUUCCCCCGGGCCUCUGUUUGAAAACGAGGUUAGGUGCUCAGCCUUUGAUAUGGAAAUCAUUUUUCAUUCCCAUGCAAAUAAAACUCAUUUUCACAAGUAGGGUUGUGCACAUAGCCUCAUUUUGAAAGUGAGGGUUUUUGGAACUCGGAAGUGGCUUAUUUAAUAAUUUCAUUAACUAUUUUGAAUCAAACCUUUCCUGGACAAACUCGUGACAAUGUAUGUACCCUUUAUACGCCAGAUCCAUAUAUUUUGACUUCUCAAGUCUAAAUUGAGCAAAAUGUCGAACCUGGCCGCCAUGGACUUUGGCAGCAACUCACAAGAAGAAGAUAUCUCAGAUGGGGCAAACAGGGGAACUAAGAGGGAACACUGCAACGCCAGUAGAGACCCGCCCCAGCUUAGUGUUAAACUUCCCCGCAUGAGUGAUAUCCAAUUACCAACAAAGCAUCGGAAUCAUGCACGCCUUCCUGUCGAUAUUUUGUUACUGACUGUAAAGGACUGUGAGUUCUUAGCUUGUUAUACGCACCUGAACAAUCCAUUCAGAUGUUGGUUCGAUGGUCUCGGUUUUGUUUACUUCGAGGACGAGAAAGAAGGCCAAGAGGAGAAAGUAAAAGUUGCUUUGUUGCGAUGCCAUGAAGGUUCUAGUGGUCCUUGCGGCUCCAUGGUAACUACAAAAAAUGCUGUCUCAGUGCUUAUGCCCAAAGCAGUUAUUUUAGUGGGAACGUGCGGUAGCCUCCGUCCUGAGGAAACCAAAUUGGGUGAUGUUGUGAUUUCUGCAAAGUUGACAACAUAUGGAUUGAAAGUUGUGACAAAUGAUAAAGAGCUGCACAAUAACAUAAGAACGUUUGCUAGCAAACGAUUUCUUGACCUCAUUAAGGAUUCAGCUCUUGGCUGGGAGGCUCCUUUGGAGAACUCGGAAGAUCGAGAAGUCAAAAUUCACAGCAAGGGUGAGCUGUUGAGCGUUCCAGAAGUAAUCAACACAGAAUCGCGGCGUAAACAUCUGGCUGAAACCUUUCCUCUGGCAGUGGCCGUUGACACCGAAGCCGAAGGUAAUGAAAGGUUUAAAAACGAGUGCGAGAUUUAACGAGCGCGCAAUCAAACUUGAUUGAAAUGCCGGUACGAUCGUCGCUUCAUUAAUGCCGAUCAUAGUGACUUCGAUUUUGUCAAAAACACCCAGUCAGAGGCUCACCUUUUCGAUAAUCUGUUCAACCUUCAAGGUUUUUAAGAAUUCACAGGUUUUUUUGAGAACUCACCUUUCAAUUUGAUAUCCUGUCAUUCAUUUAAUUUCUUAAUUACACUUUGAGGUUUUUAAAAUUUACAGGUUGUGAGGACGCAUCUUUUAAUUUGUUAUCCUGCCAUUCAUUUCAUUUCUUACCUAUACUCAAUGGUCCCAUUUAUAAGUGGUGCCGCUGCUUCUGUUGCAGGACUUUACACAGCUGCAUUUGACCUCCAAGUUGAGUGGCUUGUUGUAAAGGGAAUUUCUAGUUAUGCAGAUGGAAGAGACAGCAGAAAUGAAAAAUGGAGCGAAUUUGCAAGUGCUAAUGCCGCUUCUCUAGUUGCCAAGAUUUUAAAUGAUGAUGUUGUCUUCAAAAGAUGGCCUCAUUAUCAAGGAAACGACGAUAAUCUUAUCAAAGGUAGGUUUGUUUAGUACACACUAUAUAUAAUAUAGUGUCCACUUUUAUAUUGUGCCGUUGUUACUGACGUAACGAUAUCUUGGAAAGCCCAAGGAGAUACUAAGGGUAAUUUUCUCCCAUGUCGCUUAGAAUAAAAACGACUUAUAUGGAAAAGCAAGGAAGGAAUAAGAGAAUGCUUAAGCCUUUAAAUAACCACUUAAUCAGAAAUCUUUGCGUAUCCGCGGGUAAAAGUAGUAUAGUGAUUUUGCCUGAUCAUGUCCCUAUUAAUUCUCGUGUCCGGUCAGUGUUAAAAAGAAUUUUUAUUACAAAGAAAAAUUUGGCGUUGAUCACUCUCCACACGAAUCUGACAGCCAUGAAACCGCAUUUUUUUUUACCUGGAUUCAUGACUGUGGACGUGGUCUUAACAAGGGUCUCAAUGGGGGGAUAACUUUGACGGUUGACGGUUAAUUUUUUCCAAAUUUUUCACUUAUAAAAUCUCAAAAUAUAUUUUCAGAUACAAGUAGGUUGUAAGGUCCUGUAAUGCCAAGAAAGAGUGUUUUUGAGAAUAUGGGAACUGGUUUUUCCAGUUUGGAGAUUCUUCGGGAGCCAGAAUCCCAUACUGAGAUCAGCUGAAAUAGUGAGAAUUGCGAUUACUAUAGUGUUAUUGCAAAGUGCGACAGCUUAUUUCAUUACAAAGUGCGAUGGUCUGUUAUUGCAAAGUGCGACAAUUUUAUUAAAAAUUGCGUUAGGUAUUACAAAGUGCGACAGGAGACUCCAUGAAUGGAUUAUUAACUUACUUGUCUCGUACAUAUAUUAUAGUCGCAGCCUUUACGCGCUAUAGUUUUUAACACACAAACUUUAUUCUCGAACUUCUACAACUGGUGCAGGGAAACAAGUGAACCGAUGUGAAGUAUAACGAAGUAUAGCGAAGUACAGCGAAGUAUAGCGAAGUACAGCGGUACUGAAAAAUAACAAUUAAACAAAUACAAAGUCAAGAUAAAACAACCUACAAACUGAACGAAAGCAAAAAGGCAAUCUAGAAAUGCGAAUGAAACAAACGAGAUACUUACAAGACGAUAGCGAGAUAAGGACGAAAAACUAGGACGAGCAAAAACCCAAACAUUAAACUGUAAACCGGACCAAGCGCAGCUAAACGAAGAACUGACGCGAAAAAUUACAAUAAAGGCUAAAUAUGCGAUAUGAAGAAAAAUCCUAACACGAAGGACAAAGCUACGCGGACAAUGAGAAACUAAUGAACCAAGCAACAGCACUAAGGGCGCGAACACGAAAAUAACUAAGAACGCGGCGAACAUAAAAAUACUAUAAAGGUAACGGAGAACAUUCCUGGCGCUUACAUAUAUGCUUCAUAUAUUCAACGGCCUUCUUCAGUGUACAAAAAUAGUAAUUCCUCACCAGUCCUUUUACUGAUUUUCAUCGCCUUAGUCUUCUUAACAUUGAUCUCCAAUAUCUCCUUGCUUUAGUCGGGUCCCUCCUGUAACUAAUUAUAUGCCGCUUUUACUUUGAUGACUUUAAGAGGCCAGGGAACAGGUCAUCACUGGGAAGAAACUUAUAACAAAGAGUGGCAUUUCUUCGCGAUAAGCGAACUUCAUGGCUAAAAUGUUUCAAAGCCCCAUCAAGGCUUAAUCAGGCACUAGCAUUCCCCACGAAACUUCCGUUUUUAUUCAACGAGGUAACAUUUCAUUUACUUUUUCAGAAUGAUAUUUCCCAAAAAACCGUGAGAUUGGGAGUCUUGUCGUGAGGCCGUGAGAAAAGUUGAAAAAUCUUGAGACCCACGACAGAAUCGUAAGAGUUCGCAGGUCUGCGUCUCCGCGCGGCCAUGUAAUAUCCUCUAUUUCGCUAUCGAUUUCACUCAAUUGGACUACUUUUGGAACACAUAAGAAGUGAACUAGAAAUGCCAAGCGAUCGGCUAAAAAAAAGAUAGAAAGUAAGUAAGCGGAAAUUUCACAUUUUAGACCUUUAUAACUUUUUAGUGAAUGGACAUAUGUUAAUUUUUUUUCAGUCUCGAGUUUCUUUCUUUUCCUUUGGAAAAGGUCUUACCGAUUAGUAAAAUCCAACUAGUGGUCUAUUAUCAAUGCUGCGUUCUGAUUGGAUGAGCUACUACUAGGCUAUAUGUUAUAGCCCACUAGUAGCGAAAAGCGCCGCCUUUGAAAACCAAAACAAUCGGCGGUUGAAUUGCGUUUUGCUAGCUAAAGUUGUUUUUUCUCGAUAUUUUUGACCAACUAGUUGGAUUUUACUAAAACAAUUAUUCCUCUCGCCCUCAUGGCCUCUUAGUCAAUAGCCCAUUCGGUCUUCGGCCUCAUGGGCUAUUGAGUCAGAGCCAAAAGAGGAAAAAGGGGACAGAGAAGGCAUCCCCCAUACACACCCUAUUCCAUAGGUAAUUCGUCUCGAGUUAGUUUUAGAAUCGGGAUCAAGUUACCUCGCGUGCUGCGUGGUUGUUCCGUGGAGGUUUCGCAUGACUUAAACGCCGUGCAAAACAUGUCGGGCGAAAGGCAAUGAAAACGUAAAGAGAUGGAGAGUAUUCCUGAAUAUUGACACGAAAUGAGUUGGCGCUCACCUGGGAAAAGGGAAUCGCUGGACUCUUUGACAACCCGUGAAAUCAGUUUAACUUGAAGUUGUCGUAACCUCAGUGCUUUAAAAAUGAGAAAUUUCGCCGGUCUAUUGAAACCGGUCGUUUGUACAGUAAAGCAAGUAGGACGCCAAGUGUUAUUUUUGUUGAAUAAUGAAAAACUAAUAAAAGAAUAAAUAUCAAACCAGAAAUUACUCUCUUCAAACUGUAAAUUAUAAAUGAUCGUGAGAGAAUAUUCAGUGUGUUAAGGAUUCCCUGCUGUACAGUUAGCUCUAUACAAGAAACGAAGGGCGAUUCUUUUUUAAUUUCCGUUUCGCUGACACAGCUUUAGCAGAAAUCUCUCUCAUGCCGUUUUCGUGGAAAAAACAAAUAGCAAUAUCGCUCUCCGCGUCUUCCGCCAUUUUGUUCUGCGUCAAUUCGUGAAGGGCGAGUGGCGCAACACAUUCGCGCUAUGUGAUUGGUUGUUGUCUAAUCCCCCUUGAGAUCUGUCGUGUUAAAAAUAACUCGAGACGAAUUACCUAUGGAAUAGGGUGUGUAUGGGGGUGCCUUCUCUGUCCCCUUUAUCCUCUCUUGGUCAGAGCCCAUUCGGGAGGGUGUCAAUGGGAUUAACCGAUAGGCGUAAAACGGCCAAAAGUUUAGUCGAUAGCCGUAAAAAUUGAAAAAUUUUAACCGUUAGCCGUAAAUAGGGUAAAAAGGAGUUAACCGUAAAAGAAAUUGUUCCCUAUACUUGUUAACUUUAAGGAAGGUGCUAAACUCGCCUACGGUUGCGUUUUUUAUUUCCCGGAUAAUUUGACUCCGUACGCACGUUAGACCAAGCGCCUUUUAGGUGGUGACAUAGACCUAGGCUCCAUUUCCACCGCUCUCUCGGGGAACUAAUUUUUUGCAAAGCGGAAAUCUGGCUUCUUGCUGGGGAUUAAUAGUUGCGAUUUUCAGGAGAUCGUGCCCUCGAAAUGCUAGUGAAACAACACGCUGAGAUGUCACUGUUUGUAAAUCACAUUGCCGACAAACAACAAUUACCUGUUUUUCUCUGACGCUACGGUAGACAUUGCCAUGCCUAGUCCCUGUACGGCGUCUUACUAUGCCUUCUCGGUCAAGGCAUUUCGGUGGCGUAUCCACGUGACCCGAAAAGCAUUAGCCGGGCAGAAUAAUGAGGCCUACGCAAAAGGAAACGGCAGACAGUCGUUCCGUACCUUCCUUCGCUAUCAUUAAAAAUACUAGCCACGGGAUCGCAUUUUAUUGUUGGCCGUUUUCACACUAGAGCUAGAAAUGGAUUAUCCGCGUGCCGACUAGCCUGUGUACAAUCGCCCCCUCCCCCACAGCCACCAAUUCGCCGAUUUUUUUCCGAGUGGAGGGGGCGGCUGUACACAGGCUAUCGGAAACGGAUAAUCCAUCUUCAAACUGUCCCUAAAAAUUGACGGAUAAACAGACGGAUAGAGUCAGACGGAUUGUUCCCGAUCAUUCAAAAUUAAAACCAUUCCAUUUUCAAAUUAAGACGUAUUACCAAUCUGACGCGAAUUAUCAAAGGGAUAACCCGUCUCAAACGGAUAAUCCGUCUCUAAGUGCGAAAACCGCCAUUUCUGUUAUAAAUGAAUGUCGCGCCCCGGCCUCGAGUUGGGCGUUUGCGUGUGUGCUUUUGUUUUUCACGAAGAUUAAUUUUAAAUUGACUGUUGACAUUCCUAGUAUGUGUAAAACAAUAUUGGAAGUUUAUAAAAAGUAUUAUCUAUCAAAUGUUAAAAUUUUUCAAAAGAAUUAUAGCUUAUUUCAUCCCGAGAUGAUCCUAACACCUUUAUUUUGCUUUAAAGAUACAAAAAAUACAGGUUUAUUAAUAUUCAACUCUUUGAAACAUAAGAAAUUAAUAUUUAACUUUUUUGUUAACCGUAACUGAAAAAAAUUAACCGAUAGCCGUAAAAGAGCCUAAAUUUUAGCCGAUAACCUUAAAAGACACCACCCCAUUGAGACCCUCAUUCAGCCUCAAGGAAUACUUGUUAAUUAAUGCAUACCAGAGCGGGGUACACGUUAGCCUACGUAUCAGGCCUUAUCAGGGGCAUCGGGGAGAGGAAAUCUUAGAUGGGGGAGGGGGGAAAGAGGAAAGAAGUUUCUAUCCCUUCGCUCUAUCUUCUUUUCGCUGUUCUCUUCUCCUCUCCCCCAGAAACGCCUUAUAAUCAGGCUAGGUACACAUUGUUAUCAUCCAAAGCUUAACGAGGGCUAGUCACUUUGUGUCGAAGUAAAGUAAGUAAAUCUACCGUUGCCUAGCCUGCUAACUAUUGCCUGAAUUCAAACCUGCCCCCCACUUAACUGCGAAUAUAAAGAGGUUACUGAAUAAAUCGCUUCAUUAGCACUGAGUUUUCAUUUGGACGGUCACGUAUUUGAGUUAUUUCCAGUGGCGGUAGUUAAAUUAAAUUGCCAUCUUUAUAUUAUAGUUGGUCAUUAUGUAUUUGCUUUUUUACUUUGAUUUCAGAGGCCAUGAAAAUAGUCGUGUUCUUUGUGUUUGCUUUGGUCACCAAAAAGUGCAAAUCAAAUUUGACUGUUAUUUUUAUUAUUUACGUCCAAAGGUGUGAGAUCAUCGCCCUUGGCAACUUCCCUCCCUAAAAUGGUUCCUUAUUUUACUGGGCGUCGAAGCGAACGUGAUGAGAUUAUGGGUCACUUGACUUCUGAUACUACCCAGCUGGUGACGAUCUGGGGUUCACCUGGAUUUGGAAAAACAUCUGUUGCAAUUGCGGUGGGACACGAUCUCCGAAACAAGGGAAUGCCGGUCUGUUGGUUGUCCUUACGUGGUCUGAGGUCAAAAGCAGCUCUAACUUCAAAGAUUCUUGGCUGUAUCAGGCGAUCUGUCAUAAAUGAACAGCCCUCGUUUUUGCGUCUUUCUCUUGAUGAUCAGCUUUGUCAGCUAUUAAGCGAAAUUUCGGAACGAUCUUUUUUCAUUCUCGAUAAUGCUGACGAUUUGUUGGAAAGUGGUGACCCAGAAGUAAAGGAAGAUGUUUUACAACUCAUUGAAGAAAUUCUCAGGCGCAAUGAAAAGUUGACAAUCGUAGUAACAACGAGGGCGUCUCUGGAGUUUAUGAACGUACAUUUUCAAGGCCACAAGAGUGUAAGGAUAAGAACACUGAAAGAAGCCAAUGCUCAGAUCUUAGUUCAGGAAUUACUUUCAAACGUCUGUUCUUUGGAGUGUCGGCGAAUCACGCAAAUCUGUGGCCUUGUACCCUUAGCAAUUAAAUUAUUGUGCUGCUCAAUUUCUGAAUAUAAAGCUCAACCGGGCCAAUUUCUUGAUGAAUUCAUGCAGCACUCCGCUUCAGCGAGUAUCAUCGAGAUGUUAGACAACGCAGAUCAUCCUCCCAAUCACAGAUUGCAAUUUCUUGUUUCCUCAUCUUUCGAGAGACUGAAUGCACAGGAACGAGAAUCACUAGUGUCGUUGAGUAUUCUUCCUGAUAAUUUCGGUAGUGAGGUUGCCGCUGCCGUUUUGAGUAAAAACACCUUUCAGACCAAGAAGAUAUUGCAAAGCUUUCGGAGAAAGUCACUUCUUGAUUCAGGUUUGCAGGAAGAUUUCUUCACGAUGCACAAGCUGAUUCAAACAUUUGCAAGAGAAAAGGGACUAAAUGAAAUGAAGGACACGGUCCUUAAAUCAAAGCACCGUUUGCGUUCGUUUUACGUGUCAGUGUUUGAGAAACUGAAUAGGAAAUAUCUCACUGGUCAUUCAAUGGAGGCCUUUCUGGCAUUCUAUAAAGAUGAGCAAAGCAUUGUUCAAAGCCUACUGGAGUCUCUUUCUGAUCCCAUCACAGCACGCGCAGUUUUUGAGGUGUUGGCAGAGGGAGAGUUAUUUCUUGAUAACCUUUAUUUCUUAGAGGGAUCAACCUUUGACAAAAUUUACGAUUCAGCAAUUGAGGCUGCGAAGAGGCUGGGAGCUAACGAGUCUUACAAUCAACUACUGGUUUCAAAGGCGUUCGCAGAAGUAUGUUGGGGACCGGAGGGAAGUACGACGCAAUUGCUUUGUAGAGCGAAGGAAACGGCAGAAUCCUCGGCCCUGCCAUUAGUUUCCAAGUCAGAACCACAAGGAAAACGUCUGUGUUAUUUAGGCAUCAACUACCUUGCUGGCUCUAAAACUGAAGAAGGAGUUCAGUAUUUGCGAGAGGCUCUUCACGUGAUGUAUGGGAGCCCAGAUUUGGCAGUACUUAGGCUUGUUGCUCUCCAAAUUCUUAGUCAUUUUUCCCAAGUUCAAAACUAUAUGCUCGAGUUGAAUCAGUUGCAGAACAGUGCAAAAAAGGAAUGCAAGGCAGUAGGAGACACGGAUCUACUUUUGAUAUCCUCAUGGAAAAGCAAAGAGAGAAAAACUGAAGUAGAAGAAAAGCAAACAGACUCUAACAUUCUUUCUAACCAUCCUCUAAGAUGGCAAGUACUUGACCUUGUAAGCAAGGCAACGAAGAACUUCUUGGAUACUGAGAAUAAGCAACAUCUUCGAAAUAUUUCGCAUAAAAUGCUGAAAGAGAUCGAAAUAGAGCAGCACGUUUCAAGCGGUCUCUUUCGUUUUCAUCGCAAUGUUAUAACCUUAUUUAAGACAAGUGGAGACAUUAAAAUGCUCCUUGAAACAAGAAUCAGUUACCAUCAAACAGUUCUCAGUCAAUGCAAAGAAAAUUCCUCCGCUUACCACUUGCACAGUGAAGCUCUUGCAGCGUGUUACAUGGAUCUUGGAAACUUCCUCUCCGGGAAAAAUAAAUAUUCUGAAGCCUUUAAAGCCCAACAUCAAUCACUGGGCUUGUCAAUCCCUCUUGAGGAAGAAGAACACGCAAGCACCGCUGAUAGUUAUUAUGAGCUUGGCAGCACUCGCCAUUCACUUGGAGACUUCAAAGCAGCACUAGAUUCUCUACAGCACGCACUUGAGAUCCGUCUUAAACUGUUCGGAGAAGAACACGCAAGCACCGCGGAUAGUUAUCAUCGGCUUGGCGUCACUCAUCGUUCACUUGGAGACUUCAAAGCAGCACUAGAUUCUCUACAGCACGCACUUGAGAUCCGUCUUAAACUGUUCGGAGAAGAACAGGCAAGCACCGCGGAUAGUUAUCAUGGGCUUGGCGUCACUCAUCAUUCACUUGGAGACUUCAAAGCAGCACUAGAUUCUCUACAGCACGCACUUGAGAUCCGUCUUAAACUGUUCGGAGAAGAACACGCAAGGACCGCUGAUAGUUAUCAUAAUCUUGGCGCCACUCACCAUUCACUUGGAGACUUCAAAGCAGCAAUAGAUUCUAACAAGCAGGCACUUGAGAUCCGUCUUAAACUGUUCGGAGAAGAACACGCAGGCACCGCGGAUAGUUAUCUUGAGCUUGGCGUCACUCACCAUUCACUUGGAGACUUCAAAGCAGCACUAGAUUCUCUACAGCACGCACUUGAGAUCCGUCUUAAACUGUUCGGAGAAGAACACGCAAGCAACGCUGAUAAUUAUCAUAAUCUUGGCGCCACUCACCAUUCACUUGGAGACUUCAAAGCAGCAUUAGAUUCUCUACAGCACGCACUUGAGAUCCGUCUUAAACUGUUCGGAGAAGAACACGCAAGCACCGCCGAUAGUUAUCUUGAGCUUGGCGUCACUCACCAUUUACUUGGAGACUUCAAAGCAGCACUAGAUUCUAAGAAGCACGCACUUGAGAUCUGUCUUAAACUGUUCGGAGAAGAACACGCAAGCACUGCGGAUAGUUAUGAUGGGCUUGGCGUCACUCACCAUUCACUUGGAGACUUCAAAGCGGCACUAGAUUUUAAGAAACACGCACUUGAGAUCCGUCUUCAACUGUUCGGAGAAGAACAUGCAAGCACCGCUGAUAGUUAUGAUAAGCUUGGCGUCACUCACCAUUCACUUGGAGACUUCAAAGCAGCACUAGAUUCUCUACAGCACGCACUUGAGAUCCGUCUUAAACUGUUCGGAGAAGAACACGCAAGCACCGCCGAUAGUUAUCAUGGGCUUGGCGUCACUCACCAUUCACUUGGAAACUUCAAAGCAGCACUAGAUUCUAAGAAGCACGCACUUGAGAUCCGUCUUAAACUGUUCGGAGAAGAACACGCAAGCACCGCGGAUAGUUAUCUUGAGCUUGGCGUCACUCACCAUUCACUUAGAGACUUCAAAGCAGCACUAGAUUCUAAGAAGCACGCACUUGAGAUCCGUCUUAAACUGUUCGGAGAAGAGCACGCAAGCACCGCGGAUGGUUAUCAUGCGCUUGGCGCCAGUCACCAUUCACUUGGAGACUUCAAAGCAGCAGUACAUUCUAACAAGCACGCACUUGGGAUAAGACUUAAACUGUUUGGAGAAGAACACACGAGCACCGCUAAUAGUUAUCUUUGGCUUGGCAUCACUUACCAUUCACUUGGAGACUUCAAAGCAGCACUAGAGUCUAAGAAGCACGCACUUAAGAUCCGUCUUAAACUGUUCGGAGAAGAACACGCAAGCACCGCUGAUAGUUAUCAUAGGCUUGGCGUCACUCACCAUUCACUUGGAGACUUCAAAGCAGCACUAGAUUCUCUACAGCACGCACUUGAGAUCCGUCUUAAACUGUUCGGAGAAGAACACGCAAGCACCGCGGAUAGUUAUGAUUGGCUUGGUGUCACUCACUGUUCACUUGGAGACUUCAAAGCAGCACUAGAUUCUCUACAGCACGCUCUUGAGAUCCGUCUUAAACUGUUCGGAGAAGAGCACGCAAGCACCGCUAAUAGUUAUGAGUCCCUUUUCUUUACUCAACUUUGUCUUGGUGAUUUUGAGGGAGCAUUAGAGUCAGCAAAGCAUGCACCUCACGUCCAGAUUAAACUGGGAGAAAAGCAGGCAGGUCCUGAUUAA
Molecule: messenger RNA, 29565 nt
Organism: Porites lobata
Lineage: Eukaryota; Metazoa; Cnidaria; Anthozoa; Scleractinia; Poritidae
Source: the annotation of a GenBank genome assembly